GCAAUACUUAUUUGUGACUUGACAGCUUUCCAACUUUUGCAAGACCAUCAAGUAAAAUGUCAGAAUAAAAAUUAUCAAAAAAAAUCAUAUAUUAUGUUAAUAAGCUUCGGCUGCAAUUUGUUUCUAUAUUUUGUAAAAAGUUUUGUGUUACGAUAAUCGUUAUUUAAAAAUGAAUGCCAGGGGCCUUAUUUUGUGGUUAGUUUUUAAUGUGUACUUUAAAUAUGUCUCGUCAAAUGAAUAUAGUACCAUCAAGCCUUUAGAAGAAGCUGCUAGAACUAGCAGUGAAAAUUACCGAAGUCAAUCGUCCUCACUUUUUCAAGGCAAUUUUGAUACCUGUAGUGAAGAGGACUUUGCUUGCCUAGCAAUGGCGCAAAAAGAUAGACUGGGGCUAGAAGCUAUUAAGCAAUUACAUAAACAAUUGGAUGAUGAUAAGGAUGGAACAAUAGAUUUAUCAGAAUCUGAUGAUUUUCUGAAAGAAGAGUUAAAAUACAAUUCCGGUGCUGAAAAAAGGCAGAAAAACUUUCAUAGAAAUGAUGAUUAUCAAAUUUCCGUUAAAGAAUUGUGGGAAGCUUGGCUAAAGUCAGAGGUGCACAAUUGGACUGUAGAGCAAACCACAGAUUGGUUGUCAACUUGUGUUGAGCUACCUCAGUAUGUACCUACAUUUAUUGAACACAGGGUCACUGGUGCCAAUUUACCAAGAUUGGCCGUCAACAACGCACCUUAUUUGGCUAUCCUCGGAAUCAAGGAUCCCAUACAUAAGCAGAAGAUCUCGCUAAAGGCGAUGGAUGUGGUUCUGUUCGGACCGCCCAAAGAUGCACAUCAUUGGAAAGAUUUAACUCUGAUAUUUUUCACCAUCCUCGGCGGCUUCGGCAGUUGGUGGGCCUAUAGGCAGAACAAGAAGUUCAAAAAUCACUUGAACAGGAUGAGUCGCGACAUGGACGGCCUACAGAACGCCGAAAAGGCUCUGGAAAAUCUCCAAAAGGAAUUGGAGCGGGCGAGACAAGCUCAAGAAACUGUGAUAACGGAAAAGCAGGAUUUGGAGAAGAAACUUCAGGAUUCCAGGAGCGAAUUGAAUUCGUUGCCCAGCUCGUACUCCGAUUUGGAGGUGACGCAAAUGAAAGCCGAAAUCGAGAUGCUCAGAAGCGAAUUGCAACUGGCCGAAGGCGAAUUAAAAGACAGGUGCUGGGCUCCUCCGGUCGCUCUACAGCAAUGGCUUCAACUGACCUACGAAAUAGAAAACAAAGCUUACCUCAAGAAGAAAAUCGGAGCUGAAAAGCAAUUGCAGCAAGCCAGAGAAGCUUGCGAAAAGCUGAGAAAGAAGCGCUCCAGUUUAGUGGGCGCGUUCGUCUCCACCCACGGUAAAUCUAUCGACGAAGUCGAUAGGAGUAUCGUAGAAGCCAGAACUGCAUUAAACGAAGUGACUCAAGAACUGCAAGAACGCGCCCUUAGAUGGAAACAGAUCGAAAUGUUGUGCGGCUUUAAUAUAAUCAAUAAUAACGGAUUUAAUUAUCUGGAGAAUACGCUUUAUCGAAAUUUUAAUAGUAGAGGAGGAGGAGGAUUAAGAGGAGUCCAGAGCAGCACUGAUAACUUAGAUGACGACACUGGAUCCGUCUAUAGUGCCUUCCCAGGAUACCACAUGAGGGACGGCGAUUCAUCUAGCAGUGAAACCAGCAAACAAGAAGAUGAUUACGGUGGUAUCGAUUCUAAAGUUGGCAGUAGGAAUAAUAUUCAUUUUGCUAUAGGCGAUGAUGGAUUCGACGAAACGCUUUGCAGCAGCCCAAUGUCCCCCAGAAGCGUAAUGAAAUUCUCCUCCCAACCGAAAAGCUUUAGCCACAGCCAGCUGAACAUGAUAAACGCCUCAUCGGCCGCGUCGAAGACCUCAGUAAUAACCCGCUCCGUCUCGUCUGACAUAGCCUCUUCGGCGGUAGAACAAAAGUCCAAAUCCCUUUCCGAAUCAAAUCUUAAAACCGAAAGACAAGCGACUAUCAAAGAGCUGAAAGAACAACCUAGCACAUCCACCGAAGACGACGUUUGCUCAACGACUUCAUCUGUAUUAGACGAGGACAUCAAGAAGAAGAAACGCAAGAUAAAUUUUUUCUCGAAGAAGAGCAAGAACAAAGAUUUUUAAGGUUCCCGAUCGUUCGUGUCUCUUCUUCCUUUAGGCAAUCGUUAUCUAAUUUUAAGUCCCCGUCAUUUUGACGUUCUGUUCAUGACUAGUGUAUUCAAGUAUAUGAAAAUCAGUAUUGACGUUUGGAUUGUCAAUUGUUUUCACCGAACCACGUCGAGGCCUUGCCAUUAUUAAUGUUGACUGGCCUUUUUUUAGUAAUAGUUCAAGAGCCGACCGUUUGAAUUGCUUACAUAAUCGAGUACAUCAAAUAUUUGUUAGGUCUGAAAACUGUCAAGAGUGUGUGAUCGACAUACAGGAUGCGGGGACUAAAUAGAUUUUUAUGCACACAUCAUUUGCUCAUAACAAAUCUUGCGUAUACUCGAUGAAUAACGGAUUUUCGAUGGUUGCCUCUUGUACUGUACGUUUUUAAUAUUUACUCAGCAGUUUUUUGAAUUCCUUUUACCUCUUUUUUAUGGAAAGUCUCUCAAAGUGGCUUUUUUGUUUUGUGGAAUAUUUGAUGGUGGAUUUAAUAUUUUUUCGGACAUUAUGUGGGGUACUCAAGGAAUAUUAAAAGUAACACAAGAUUGUCGAGCAAUGAUGCUAAGUGGAUCAGAUAUAAAAGGAUUGACAUCCUUAUUCACAACGUAUUUUUAAAUAUUUACUUACAUGUAAAUCCUUGAAUAGAGAAACGGCAAUUCAGAGAACUUGGAAUCCUUACUGUGAUUAGUAAAAUUCAAAUAAAUGAGGUUAUGUUUACCCAAGUCAUUAACAAAUUUAAAAUGUAAGAAAUGUCAGCGAGCAUUAAGAUUAAAAUGAUUAAAUAACGGUUCUUGAAAUAUCGCCCCAACUCUAUUAAAUCAUUAUAAUAACGUUUAUAUCUUUCCAAGUAUUUACGUGUGAAUAACUUUAAAGAUGUUUUGUGAAUUAGGCUAAGAGUAUAAAAAAAACAAGGCUACUAAUAACAUUUGUUCGUCCUAUUCGUAAGUGCACUCCAAGAGUAUCCUGCAUAUGACAAUCGCAGAAAAUAUUUUUGAUCAAAGUUCCUAUUUGAUCUGAUAAACAUCGUUUUUUUUAACCUUUUUUGGGUAGAUACUUAUCGGUCCACGUACUAGAUGUAGCCUUUGGCACGAUUGACGCCCGACAACAAAGUUUAUUACUACAUUUCUCGAUAAAACUCAAUGGUGUACUGGUAAUCUCUGUUUUUGGGUUAAUAUUAAACAUUUAAUUUUAUUAGUAGUAUUAAUGAAAAUGCAGAAGAACUAUUUCUGACUUUUAUCAGGUGAUAUAAGAAUAAUAAGUGUAUUCUGUUUGAUGACUUAUUGUUCAUGUAGACAUACUUAUUAUUAUUAUUACGGCAAACCUGUGAAAAUAUUCACUCAUUUGGCUAGACACUAGCAAUAUAACUAAGCAGAAAUUUAUGUUAAUUAUGAAAAAACGUCAUGGCACUCAAAUUAUUUCGUCUGACACACUUUUUUUAACAUAAUAAGACAAAUACCGACGUGAAGUUAACUACGUCGGUAUUGCCGAGUCCGCAUUUAACGAUCGUUGUCACAGUUUAUUGCUAAAGAAUC
This is a messenger RNA of Psylliodes chrysocephalus, 3678 nucleotides long. NCBI's taxonomy places the organism in Eukaryota, Metazoa, Arthropoda, Insecta, Coleoptera, Chrysomelidae. The record is from the annotation of a GenBank genome assembly.